This is a messenger RNA of Penicillium olsonii, 1575 nucleotides long. Lineage: Eukaryota; Fungi; Ascomycota; Eurotiomycetes; Eurotiales; Aspergillaceae. The record is from the annotation of a GenBank genome assembly.
AUGUGUGGACCCCAGGUUGUUGGCUAUACAAUCUAUCAGGUUUAUUUUCAUCCCUUGGCCCAGUAUCCCGGUCCCUUAAUUGGCAAAUUCCUCAAAAUGGAAGUUGUGCAUCGCGCAUUGAUGAGAUCAGGUGGCGACGUCCACCUCCAUAUCCGACACUGCCACUUGAGAUACGGUAAGAAAAUUCCAGAGGUCAACUUUGAAUGCAACGGGGCACCAUUUAUUUAUCAUUUGAAGAGAGGACAGACUAACCUUGGAACUGUGUUUGUCAAUGUUAUAGGCUCAAUUGUUCGUUAUGGUCCCAAUGUACUGAUCUUCAACACUGUCGAAGGUCUCAAAGAUAUCUAUUCAAAUUCCAAAGAUAUUGUAAAAGAUGACUGUUACCAAGUGCUCCACGUGGGCGCUAAAAGCAUCUUGACCGAAACGAAUCCAAAAAGCCAUACACAACGGGCCAAACUCAUCGUGCCAGGCUUUCUAAGCCACUCUAUCAAUGAGUUUGAACCGAGGAUUCGAGAACACGUGUCGAGUUUGCUCACUGCCCUUUCCGCAGCUAGCAAAAUUGAAGGCCAAUCCGUCUCAUGGGGCCAGCCACUGGUGAUGUCCGAUUGGUGCAGCUAUUCAACUCUCGACAUGAUAACUGACCUGGUGUUUGGGCGAAGUAGCAACUUGAUUGGGCAACCGGAGCUAAGACACAUUGUGUCAGAUAUUGAAGGGAUGUUAGAGCAUGCCUCCUUUCUAUUACAUGCGCCAUUUGUUCUUCUUGGAAGGAUCGACAAGCUGCUAUUCAAGGGGAAAAUAAGGGGCACGAGAAGAUAUCGUCAGAUGAUCAAAUUGAUGAUGCAGGAAGCGGGGGAAAAUCAGAUAUACAAUCGUCUUGCACACCACGCGGCUUCGAACUCCCCCUCAAGCUUUGCCUUAAGCAGGACGGAGAUCUGUUCUGAGACAGCGUUGUUGGUGGUGGCUGUGCUUUUUUACCUUGCCAUGUAUAAACACGUCUAUGAGAGACUACGACGUGAGAUCCACAGCACUUUCCAGUCUCUUGAAGACAUACACACAGGCCCUGCUCUCCAGAGUUGCACAUACUUGGAUGCUUGUCUUAAGGAGACCCUGCGAAUAUCUCCCGGCGUAUCGAGCGCGCUAUACCGAAAAGUGGGCAAGCGCGGGGCAGUCAUCGACGGCCACUUUGUUCCUUCCGGGUGCAGUGUGGCCACUGGAAUUUACAGUCUGCACCAUAACGAAAGCUACUUCCCACAGCCCGAUAUUUUCAUUCCGGAGCGAUGGCUGCCGGGGAAUGAGUCUGACUCUGUAUCUGCCACCCACGCUGCAUAUGUUCCAUUUUCCCUUGGGACCCGUGCAUGUCUGGGUCGCAAUUUGGCCCUGAGGGAACUGGAAAUCAUGACGUCUGCGAUCGUCUGGCAGUUUGACUUCAAAAUCUCGCAGAGCCAUGCGAGCCUUGGGGCCGGACAUCCACUAGGAGGGAGUGGUAGGACAAAUCCAAUGGAAUUUCAGCUGAGUGACCACAUCGUAAGUCACAAGAAGGGCCCAGCACUUCAGCUCCGGCCUAGGAAGCCUUGA